GAAUAAAGAGUGUGGAGUUGAACUCGUGCCAUUGUAGUGACUCAUCUCGGGCAGAGCGCAGGGGCUCGGAGCGAGACAGUGAGCGGCGCUCGGCAGGGACAAGAGAGAGAGAGAGAGAGAGAGCGCGCGCAAGAAAGGGGGAAGAGGGGAGGGCGAAGCGAGGCGAGAAGCGCCUGGAGCCGGCACGGGGUGCUGGUCACUGCGACGCGGAGCCACGUCCCUUUCAGCACUGCUCAGCCUAGAACCCCACGGGCGCUGUCCCACCGGCACCAUCGGGGCCGCUGGACCGGCGCUCACCGCCUUGUCCUAAGUCAAGUGUCCGAGACGCCGGGAAACUCAGGCGGCGAGUUGGCCACAGGAAGUUUAUUCUCGGGCUCCUUUUCUAAAAGGAGGAAACAGAAGUUUCUCCCAACCGGCAGCUUUUCUUUUUCGCCUUUUUGGCGCCCUGAGAGAUCGGGGAGGGAGUCCCCGAGAGCUGCCAGGCGACACCCGCGGGGCUCCUAGUCUUUUCGCGUUGCCCAUUUUUCUCCAGCCCGUGGGUCCCGGCAGAGCUCCGGCUGCGCGCGGGGGCGGAAGGGCGCGCGCAGGGGAGGGACCGAGGGACGCGCCGACUUUUUAGAGGGAGGGACCCGGUGGACAACCGGUUCCGCGGAGCUUGCAGAGCAGAAACGAAGUACGGUGCGUGGCGAUCGGGGGGUCACUUCCCGAGUGUCGCUGCCUCCUGUCUGCCUGGGUUAGGGGACAUCCCGGGAGCGAAAAGCCCAGCCCGCGGCCGGGCCGGUGGACCAGCGAGCGCGCAGCAGACUGUGCGCGGCCGCGGCGAGGGCGGGGAAGAAAACCACCCUGUUUCCUCUCCGGCCCCCACCGCGGAUCAUGUACCAGGAUUAUCCCGGGAACUUUGACACCUCGUCCCGGGGCAGCAGCGGCUCUCCUGCGCACGCCGAGUCCUACUCCAGCGGUGGCGGCGGCCAGCAGAAGUUCCGGGUAGAUAUGCCUGGCUCGGGCAGUGCCUUCAUCCCCACAAUCAACGCCAUCACCACCAGCCAGGACCUGCAGUGGAUGGUACAGCCCACAGUGAUUACCUCCAUGUCCAAUCCCUAUCCACGCUCACAUCCCUACAGUCCCCUGCCAGGCCUGGCUUCAGUCCCUGGGCACAUGGCUCUCCCCAGACCUGGAGUGAUCAAGACCAUCGGUACCACCGUGGGCCGCAGAAGGAGAGAUGAGCAGCUGUCUCCGGAGGAGGAGGAGAAGCGUCGAAUCCGGAGGGAGAGAAACAAGCUAGCUGCGGCCAAGUGUCGGAACCGUCGCCGUGAGCUGACAGAGAAGCUGCAGGCGGAGACCGAGGAGCUGGAAGAGGAGAAGUCUGGGCUGCAGAAAGAGAUUGCUGAGCUGCAGAAGGAGAAGGAGAAGCUGGAGUUCAUGCUGGUGGCUCACGGCCCUGUGUGCAAAAUCAGCCCUGAGGAACGCCGAUCGCCCCCCACCUCCGGGCUGCAGUCCUUGCGCGGUACGGGCAGCGCCGUUGGCCCUGUGGUGGUGAAGCAGGAGCCUCCAGAAGAGGACAGCCCCUCUUCCUCAGCAGGGAUGGACAAGACCCAGCGCUCUGUCAUCAAACCCAUCAGCAUCGCUGGGGGUGGUUUCUACGGGGAAGAGCCUCUGCACACCCCCAUCGUGGUGACCUCCACGCCUGCCAUCACUCCUGGCACUUCAAACCUCGUCUUCACCUACCCCAAUGUCCUGGAGCAGGAGUCGCCCGCUUCGCCCUCAGAGUCUUGCUCCAAGGCUCACCGCAGAAGCAGUAGCAGUGGGGACCAGUCAUCAGACUCCUUGAACUCCCCCACACUUCUAGCCCUGUAACCCUGUGCUCCUCUGGCCAGCUCUGGAGGAAUCCUCAUCCAUCAUUACCACACCCUUCCCAGGGACCAGCACCUUUAAGCACUCCAGGGCCUUGAGGGCAAAAGGGGCCCCUGACUCUGGGGACCCACCCGGUGGGACUUAGUGGUGAGACACUGGUUGAUCUCUUAGAAGCCCUGGGACACGCCCUCCCUCAUUCAUCUUGCAAUGGAAUCCUCUUUCUUGAGAAGCCUCAGAGAACUUGGUUUGUGGACUCCUAGGAGCGCACGUCUCCCCUGCUUCUGAAGCCCCGCCCCCCGGAGCUGGUCCUGAUGGUUCCUGUCCCUUUGUUAUUCGUUGUCUCUGGAGUGACAGUGUCCUUUCCUGCCCCCCCCCCCAAGCAUGCUCAGUGCCUUUUGGUUUCCCCCCCUUCCCCUAGCUUCAGUUUUGCUCCCUCUGGGUUUUUAUGAGAUUUGCCAUGACAUUUCAUCGGGGUAGUCCAGAUAGUAAAGCGCUUUUAUUUCUGGGGAAGCAGGUGACUCUUCCACUGGGGUGGAAAGGGCACCCACUGUGUCCUGAAGGGGCAGUCAAAGUGCAAUAGUAUUGAACCUUCCCUCCCUACACACCCAGUGCGCUGUUGUUACAGACCACGGGCUCCCCGAGCUGCCAUCACUGGGAGCUGCCAUCACUGGGAUGCGCCAAGGACCUUUCCUCCCCAGACUCGGAGAUGCACAUCUCUUUGAGGAUCGACUUGGCCAGAAAACAGGGUGUGAGUGCGACAACAGGGGCACUGGUUGGGUUUGCCAAACGUCUAAUUACCAAGCCAGGAUUUGUGCCAACAAAGCCGCAUGGCUGUCCCAGUGAGCUUCCUUUCACCUGUCUUGAGCUGGGCAUCUCUUUAAUUACUGCCUCUGCCCCUGCCCCUUCUCUCUAGACUUGGGAAGUACUCCUUCCUAGAAGCCACACAUCACUCCAAGGCCCAGCUGGGCACUGCUCAUCCCCAACUCUCAUAGUGACACCACUUGUGACGUGGGGUCUGGGUAGAGAUGGUUUCUGGCAGUGGCAGCACAGCAGCCCCGGGUGCCUAUCCUCCCCUGGCUGCUCUCCUAUCAGUGAGGUGCAGGAGCCGCCCUCUGCUCUCAGUGGUCUCUGCUACUGAUGAAUCCAGUGGGUUUCCUUUCAUAAUCCCCUGGCCCACUCCGGAGUGACCCCCCGACCCUGCAGGCCCACCCUCCGGGAGCCGCUGGUCUUCACCAGUUUUGCUAGGGCUUUGAGUGUCUAUUCGGUUCUUAUCAAAGCUAGCGUGUAUUCUUUUCCACUACGGAAGAGCCAUCGCUCUCAAGGGUGUCCCAGCCUCCAGCAAGGGCACAGCCUUGUCCCCUGCCUUUCUCUCCCUUUGUCCCCACUGUAUGUUGACACAAGUAUGGAAGUGGAGCCUGGUCAGAACUGGUUUCUAGUGCUAAUGCUCUGACCUAGUAUUUCUGCUCGAGAUCACUGUCCAGCCGUAUAAAGCCCUGUUAUUCGAGUCAAGCGUAUCCCCAUUUUUGAGAGGAAAGGGGCACCUUCACAGACCGAUGCCUUUCUUACCCCAAGUUCCCAUGUUCCCAUAAACACUUACAUGCAUGCAGAAACACACAGGACAUGGGGGCCAUGUGGGAUGCAUGCUCAGCCUAGCAGAGCUGAAAGGAGCAGGCUUGGCUUGGUAGAGAGGGAGCAGAAAGGAGAUCAUCUGGAUGUGUCCUUUCCAGUACGCCUUGGCUCUAACUGCUGCUCUUCCAGAGCCUCCGGGGCAGGGGAGUGCUCCACAAGGUAACCACAAGGUUUGCUGGCUUCAUAGCCCUAGAAGCAGAAGAGAGUGGAGCCAGCGGAGCCGGGACUGUAGGAGUUGGGCAGUCUCAGUUGAGAAGCGUUAUCACCUCAAGCAGAGUGGGAGCUCUCUCCCUCACGCCUGUGGGGAUUUCUGAAAUGAAGCUAGCUGCUUCCUGUUCUCGUCCUUCCCAAAGCCCCUUUCUGCCCAUAGCAGGUCACAGGCCUGUGACUCGGUACCCUGGCUGGACACUGCUGAGACUCCAAGUCUGGCUUUCGGUUCAGGUUUCAUCUGUGUUGACAUCGGGGCCAGAAAACACAGCCAGCUAACUGGGCCUCUGAGGUCACCUUCUCUUCCGGCCUGCUUGCUUUGUCCUACAGGACUUCUUGGCUUUUCCAAAGACAGAGAUUUCGGGGGGGGGGGAGGGGGGGGCGAAUCUACCUAAACUGUGGAUGUGACCUCAGCUCGCUUCCUUCUGACCCACUGUCCAAGUUGGGUCACAAACAUGUCACUCAUGCAUGCCUGCACUACAGAGUCAGGUGCCCGGCUUGCUGGCUUGCUGUCCUUCCCUACCUCCAGGUCAGGGAGCAGCUGCAGUGAGGGUGGGGGAGGUGAGGGCUUUGUGCUCGUAGACACACAUGUGUCCUCCGUUGUCAUGAACUUGGGCUGGACUGUGAGCAGCUCUGGGUUAGUACAGAGCAGGCAAUCCUUAAUCAGCUAGCACGAAAUAGUCCUGUUGUGACCGCCAGGCUUCUGUGGGAACAGUCCUUCUCUGGCUGGCUAGCUAGGCACAGCUAUGGCACUGGAAAGAGUAGAGCCCAGGUGAAGCUUUGGAAAUUUUGGGAGCUAACACCAAGCAACUGGUUCCGUGGGGGAAGUUUUUAGGGAGCUCAGACUGCUGCCUUCAUAGGCAAAGUGUACCCAUGGUGUCCAGUCAUGGGAGCGUUUCAAGGCCAACAGGAAGCAGAACCUGGAGCUUUCUCUGGCUUUAGGAAGAGAGCCCUGUUUGCUUCCACUUAACUCCCAGUGGAAGAGGGGCAGGCACGUCCAAAGCAUCUGGUCUCAUUUCCCCACUUUCCCGAGAGACCAAAAGUGUUCCUUGAGAUGUCAACAUUUGUCUUUCACAGUGACUUCCUUCCCUGAGCAGACAUUCAUGUGGCUUCGUUGGGGAGGAAAAGAAUAAGCACCUACUGUGUGCCAGGCACUAUGAGGCACUUUUAUAUUUAUCCUCUUUUAAGGUAGGACUAAGGGUUCAUCUCCUUCCAGAAGGCCCCCAAGUAAUGGCUAAACAAGAGCACUUGGGGACAAGAGGGCUUUCUUCAGAGACUCCCAGGUGGGAGUGCCUCUAGUCUGGUGGUCCUCGAAGACUCGAAGACUCCUCCACAGCGGCAUCGGCAUCGGCCCAUCCCAGGCUCCUCCCUCCUCAGACUCCUCCUACCUGGCUUGUGCUCCUCAGGUGGCUGAAGGGACCACCUUAGUUCUCAUAGAAAUUGUGGACCAACAGGAUAUGUGUUGUGUAUAACUUUCUUUUUAAACUAUAAGUAAAGGGUCCUGCAGCAUUGUGCUUGUGUUAUCUUCAAGCCAGCAUCUCACUAUUUAUUGACAGGUGUGUGUGUGUGUGUGUGUGUUUCUGUGUGUGCACAUAUGUGUAUGUGUGUGCACACAUGUGCGUGUGUGUGUUCAUGUGUGUGCAUGCUUGUGUCUUUCCACAGCUUUUUUUUUUUAAAGGAUCAUCCUACUGCUAAGUUGGUGUCUUCUUGCUUCUAGUGUUUCGGCCAUGCCUCACCAAAUGUCUGUAAUGAUCCAGUACUCACAACAUGUUCAGGAGGAGCUGGGUCAGAUUUUGACAGAGGGUAUGGGAAGGGAAAGGGGAGAAGAAAUUGACAUUUAUUUUAUUAUUUAUUUUAAAUGUUUACAUUUCUUUGUGUUGUUCCAAGCCUGAAUAGAAACAGAGAGCAUUAAUGCACUCCAUCCCCUCUCCUGUCUCUGGCUCUCUCUCCCCCACUUGUUCUAACUUAGGAUAACGAUCUCUAUUUUGUUUGUUUCUCAAGUGAUUUGUGGACUCGUGCUGUAUAAACUGUAUUAAAAAGGCUCUGUUUUUAAAGAUCAAUUGUCAUCCCUGUGGAGACAGUGGCUGCUAAGAAAUCUACAUUGUGAGAGAAGACAAUGAAAGACCCUGGCCCUGUCUCUCAAAACUUAACCUUUCUCUGUAUGAUUUAAAAAUAUUCCAUCUAUUUUACUUUGUGGUUACUUGAUUUUGAGGAAGAAAAUAUUCAACUUUGUAUAAAGACUAGGUAUCAGGUUUCUUUCGCAGUGGGAGUUGUAUAUAUCGUAUUUUGGUAUUGAGUAGAGACUCAAGCUUUAUGCAUCUGUAUUUGGUAUAUGUCAAUGACGUGGAGUGAAAUUUGCUAUUAGAUCCUGGAGGCAAAUGGGUUGUAUAAGGUUUUAUGGCUCGGUGGGGAAUUUAAUUUCCUUUCUGGGCACCUUUUGUCCCCUAUUUUUAAAGUUAACGGUGAAACUGCCCUAGAAGGGUCGCUCUAGUUGAACUCUCCAGGCAGGACCUUAUGCUCAGAAAUCUUUGUAUAGUUUUAAAUUUUUGAGGAGUAUCUCUGCUCGGAAGCAUCUGUGGUGGUGUGAUGUGUUGUUCUGUGUACUGUAUGUGACACAAGCCUACAGGAUUUGCACUAAGAAAAGCUUGGUAGGAGCUUGCUGCUAUGGAGGAAAGAACAUAUUAAAACUUAUUUCCCUCGGGUUUGUUCUCGUUUUAUGUUUUUGUUGUUGUUGUUUUGUUAGCUUUCCUACUUCCACUGAGUAGCAUUUUGUAGAAUAAAAUUAAUUAAGA
This is a messenger RNA of Mus pahari (shrew mouse), 6479 nucleotides long. RefSeq names its product FOS like 2, AP-1 transcription factor subunit (gene Fosl2). Gene Ontology annotation, biological process: regulation of transcription by RNA polymerase II. The transcript is spliced from 4 exons. Gene Ontology annotation, cellular component: nucleus. Gene Ontology annotation, molecular function: DNA-binding transcription factor activity, RNA polymerase II-specific; RNA polymerase II cis-regulatory region sequence-specific DNA binding. The coding region runs from base 874 to 1854 and encodes 326 amino acids. NCBI's taxonomy places the organism in Eukaryota, Metazoa, Chordata, Mammalia, Rodentia, Muridae. The record is from RefSeq and is a predicted model, not a curated record.